Salvelinus fontinalis (brook trout) is the source of this 1481-nucleotide messenger RNA. RefSeq names its product zinc finger protein 436-like. The record is from RefSeq and is a predicted model, not a curated record. Gene Ontology annotation, cellular component: nucleus. Gene Ontology annotation, molecular function: DNA-binding transcription factor activity, RNA polymerase II-specific; RNA polymerase II transcription regulatory region sequence-specific DNA binding. Lineage: Eukaryota; Metazoa; Chordata; Actinopteri; Salmoniformes; Salmonidae. The transcript has a single exon. Gene Ontology annotation, biological process: regulation of transcription by RNA polymerase II. Bases 1 to 900 code for a protein of 299 amino acids.
AUGUGGGAGGAGUUUUACUCAUCUAAUCAACUGACAGUGCACCAGAGAACACACACAGGAGAGAAACCUUAUGGCUGUGAUCAAUGUGGGAAGAGUUUUACUAGAUCUAGCUAUCUAACUAUACACCAUAGAACACACACAGGAGAGAAACCUUAUAGCUGUGAUCAAUGUGGGAAGAGUUUUACUAGAUCUAGCUAUCUAACUGUACACCAGCGAGUACACACAGGAGAGAAAUCUUAUACAUGUGAUCAAUUUGGGAAGAGUUUUACUCAGUCAAGCUCCCUGAAAUCCCACCAUAGAACACACACAGGAGAGAAACCAUAUAGCUGUGAUCACUGUAGGAAGAGUUUUACUGCAUCUGGUAAUCUAACUACACACCAGAGAACACACACAGGAGAGAAACCUUAUAGCUGUGAUCAAUGUGGCAAGAGUUUUACUGCAUCUAGCGAUCUAACUAGACACCAGAGAAUACACACAGGAGAUAGACCUUAUGGCUGUGAUCAAUGUGGCAAGAGUUUUAUUCAGCUACAAACCCUGAAAUCACACCGGAGAACUCACACAGGAGAGAAACCUUAUAGCUGUGGUCAAUGUGGGAAGAGUUUUACUUCAUCUAGCUAUCUGACUACACACCAGAGAACACACACAGGAGAUAAACCUCAUAGCUGUGAUCAAUGUGGGAAGAGUUUUAAUGAUUCUAGUCAACUGAUUAGGCACCAGAGAACACACACAGGAGAGAAACCUUACAGCUGUGAUCAGUGUGGGAAGAGUUUUACUGAUUCUAGUCAACUGAUUAGGCACCAGAGAACACACACAGGAGAGAAAUCUUAUAGCUGUGAUCAAUGUGACAAGAGAUACUCUGAUAAAAGGUGUCUGAUCAAACAUCAGAAAAUGCAUACAUGAAGAAGUUGUUUCAUGAUAUCAAUGAAAUGAUGUCACAAUGUAGAAUGUUUUAACAUUGUAGAAGGAGUAUUUUAAUGAUGUCACAAUGUAGAACCCUAAGCGUUUGUUCAAUUGAUUUUAGGGAAAAAGAGGAAAAAUCCAGGCUCUGAAUUGAAAGAGUAUUAUUUAUGUGAUUUAUCAAAAAGUGACUAACAUAAAAGAGCUGUGUUACACUUACCAUGUUGGUGACCCACUUGAAUCAAAAUGCAACACUUCAAACUAUUUCUGCAUAUUGGUUAUUGAUUUGGACACGUUAAAACUGUGUUUUGACAUUGCACUAUUCCCAUUUAUCAAAAUCUCAUUCAAAAGACGUUGAAAAUAAGACUAUGCCUGACGUCCAAUAUAUGUUCUGUCCAGUAUAUGUUCCGUUGUAGUUGAAAGUGAAAGUUGAAAAGAUGUAUUUUCGGGUCGAUUUUUUUCCAAUGACUUAAACUGCUUAAUUUCAACGUACUUGCAGCCGAUACACCUAUAAUCAAUUUUAUUAACAAUCUGACAUCACUCCAGAAUACACCUAUAAUUUCAUAAUAGCAAUCAUAAUUAUU